UCGUCUUUUUCAGCAGCCAUCAUGACGAGCUCCGACAGGUUCUGCUCGAGGAGCUUCAGUCUCACCCUUUCAAGGUGGUUUUAGUUUUGAGGGUGGAGAUGACACGAGAGUCGGCCACGGGUAGUACGUCUGCCUUCCCGUUUUUUAGAAGUAGACCGGCUCGGAUCCUCAGCGAAGGGGAUAUUGAUAGUGCAGUCAAGACGAUGGUGGCGAGGAUCACUGGUCUUAUUGAUAAGUGGGUGCAGAACGGAUCUGACUGGACCGUUUCUCGAGUGAGACAGCUGGAUGUGUCGACAGCAAAGUACACUCCUCUUCGAGGUGGUGCAGCUGAUAUCCCGCCCAAAUUAGAAAAAAAGAAGGCCAUCAUUAACGUAAAGAACAACGAUGACAGGUGUUUGAUGUGGGCGUUAUUGUCAGCGAUGCAUCCCAUCGACAACAACCCACAGCGUGUAUCCAGGUACACCCAGUACGUUGAUGAGCUGCGGUUCGAUGGUGUGAUGUUCCCUGCAACGCUCAGUGAUGUACCCAAAGUGGAGUUACAGAAUGGUCUUGCAAUCAAUGUGUUUGGCUACGAGGGGAAUCUGUACCCACUGUAUCUCAGCGAGCGACAGGAGACUCCAAUCAACCUGCUUCUACAUGACAACCACUUCACAUGGAUAAAAAACUUCAGUCGUGCAUGUGAGAAUAAGAACAAGCGGGCAACACACUAUUGCUUCCGAUGCCUCUCCGCACACAAAACAGCAGACUCCCUGCAGCAUCACAGCGAGAGAUGUCAGGUGAUGAAGCCUGUGCCAGUAGUCAUGCCCACAGCAAAGGACAGCAUCCUCAAAUAUACAAAUUUGAAGCACAGGAUGGUGGCUCCAUAUAUCAUUUACGCUGAUACGGAGGCCAUCAUUGAGCCGAUGGAGGAACAGCAUGGCAGCAGCACUGUACGCACAGCCCGUCAUGUACCAUGCAGCAUCAGAUAUGCUGCCAUCCGAUCCAACGGUGAAGUCCGUGGCGAGUUUGACGACUGCAGUGAGAAUGCCAUUCACAACUUUUUCGACAGUCUCAAAGAGUUGGAAGGCAGUAUCCAGGAGGAUUUGGCUGAUAUCAGGCCAAUUCGCAUGACGGCAGAACUGGAGCUUGAGUUUCAGAACGCAGUCAACUGCUGGAUAUGUGAUGAAGUACUUGGAGAAGAUCGUGUUCGUGAUCAUGAUCAUCUCACUGGCAACUACCGUGGUGCUGCACACUACCAGUGUAAUAUUCAGCUGAGUAUCUACCCAGAUCGCCAGAUCAUUCCGGUUGUGUUUCACAACCUGAAAGGGUACGAUGCUCACCACCUCAUCGCCCACAUUGGUAUGACCGAGGUUGAAGAGGUGGAGUACGAGGACUCUAACCAGCGUAAGCGGAUUAAGAAGGUUGGUGAGAUCAGUGUCAUCGCCAACAACAUGGAGAAAUAUAUUUCAUUCAAGUGGCGCCAGUACCGCUUCAUCGACUCCAUGGCCUUCUUGAACUCCUCUCUGGACUCGUUGGUGAGCAAAACUCUGGAAGACGCCUUCAAGCUUACUCGUACAUUGGCCCAUCAUGACCUUCUCCUGCGUAAGGGUGUCUACCCCUACGAGUACAUGGACUCCUUUGCUCGGUUUGAUGAGACACAGCUGCCGCCUAAAUCAGCAUUUGAGUCUAGUUUGACUGGAGAAGGUAUCAGUGAUGCCGACUAUGCCCAUGCUCAGAACGUAUGGCAGGUAAGCAGCUUGUGCCUUGCCCCUCAGAAUUUCCCUGAUGCCAUGCUUUUUGCAUUAUUGUGCUCUACUUACUUGAGUAUGCCGACAUCUGAGUUUGCCUGGUGUGACAAGAACCUGUCCGAGAUACUGGCACACCCUGUAGAUUCGAGCACUGGGUUCAUUGUGGAGUGUGAUCUUGAGGUACCCUCUUCGCUGCACUACUACUUCAAUGAUUAUCCACUCGCACCGGAAGUGAUGAGAACAUUCUCAGAUAAGCUAUCACCAUACCAACAAGCACUUGUGGAGGAGCUCAAAGUGUCAGCCGUAGAUGGAGUCAAGUUGACACCCAGUCUCCUACCCAAGUCCAAGUAUGUGUUACACUACCGUACACUGCAGCUGUAUUCGCGUCUGGGCAUGGUGGUGACCGCUGUUCACAAGCUGAUGAACAACUCAGUCUUUGGCAAGACGAUGGAGAACGUUCGUAACCGAACACGCAUCGAUCUCUUGCGAGAAGAAAGUGAGGAGCAGGUACUGAGGGCAGUGAGCAAGCCUACAUAUGUGCGGCAUGACAUUUUCCCGAACGGGCUUGUCGGGAUAGAAAAGCAGCACACUGAGAUCAAGCUCAACAAGCCGGUCUAUGUGGGUAUGUCGAUACUAGACCUGUCAAAGGUACACAUGUACUCCUUCUACUACGAUGUGCUGAAGGAGCAGUAUGGUAGCAGAAUCCGGCUGUUGUACACCGACACCGACUCUGUUAUUGUGCACAUAACCACCGGUGAUGUUUAUGCAGAGAUGGAUCUGUCUCUGUAUGACACCAGCAACUUUCCCACUGACCAUCCUCAGUACACUUCUGCCAAUAAGAAAGUGGUUGGCAAAUUCAAAGAUGAGCUUGGUGGGAAAUCCAUGGUGGAGUUUGUAGGUCUAAGAUCGAAGAUGUACUCCUACAUCGGGCAGGAAUCGGCCAAACGAGCCAAGGGUGUUCGGAAGGCAGUCCUGGCAAAUACCAUCACCCACAAGGACUAUGUAGAUGCACUGCUCAGUCAUCGUGUGUCUGCCAGGCCUAUGACGGGUCUCCGAUCACAUUGCCACACAGUGUAUGAGGAGGUAACCACCAAGGUGGCAUUGUCUCCAUUCGACUGCAAGCGGUAUAUACUGGAUGAUGGCAUGGCCACACUUGCAUAUGGUCACAAGGACAUUUAA
This is a messenger RNA of Sycon ciliatum, 2906 nucleotides long. RefSeq lists its product as uncharacterized. Lineage: Eukaryota; Metazoa; Porifera; Calcarea; Leucosolenida; Sycettidae. The record is from RefSeq and is a predicted model, not a curated record. The coding region runs from base 99 to 2906 and encodes 935 amino acids. Gene Ontology annotation, molecular function: nucleic acid binding; nucleotide binding. The transcript is spliced from 6 exons.